AUGUGGAGCCGCGAGGCAUUCUUGACUUGGGACACGAUGUCCCAUUUCUGCCCCGAGCACCUGGGUUGCUUGGCGACGCUGGUCGGGCUGGCGGUGCUGCUCCCGCUGUUGGGCAGGCUCUGGCCGGGGCAGUCGCUGCCGGCCGGGAUCGGCGUCGGGCUGGCUCUGGUGUCUGCAUCGGGGUACCUGCUGUGGCUGGCGGCGGUGCUGUGGCUGGGCGUCUUUGUGCCGGCCCGCGACCUGCCGCUCGAGUUCUGCUACGUGGUGGGGAUCAUGGCGCCCGUGGCGAUCACCACUCGCAGCCAGGUGGCGUUCGACUUCCUGUAUUACGGCGCCACCUCCGGCGUGCUGCACGCCUGCAUCACGCCCGUGUUCGCGCCGUCGUUCCCCCACCCGCGGUUCUUCGCGUUCUGGGCCCUGCACGGGGGCGUCGUGGUGACGGCCGUCUUCGCCAUUGCGGCGCUCGGGCGCCGACCCAGCUACCGCGGCAUCUACACCACCAUUGGGCUCGUCGCCUGCGUGCUGUGCGUGGUGAUGCCGGUCAAUUACUGGGUGGACGCCAACUACUUCUACCUGCGUGAGAAGCCCAUCGGCUCGGUUCAAGAGCUCCUCGGCCCCUGGCCGGUGUACGUCACCGCGACGAUGGUGCUUGGCUUGGUGAACUUCCACUUGGCCUAUCUGCCGUUCGCCUUUCUCAAACGACGGUCCCCCGCCCGAGUAAACACCGCCUCCGGAGGCGCCCUCUCCCCCGCCCAGCAGUCCGCCGCGGUCGACGUGCUGUACGAGGGGUUCGCGCGGAAGAUUCACCACCUGCUGAUCCUGACCAAGAGCGAGGACCAGGCCAAGCGGCUCAUCCCACAGCUAGUCGACUUCUCGCAGAGCCUGGUAGCGGUGAUCGACGACCGGGUCUGCGGCGUGCUGUUCAUGAACCUCGGCAAACAGCGAUGCUUCCGCUUCGACUGGAAGCUCGGCAUCCACGAGUUCGGUCUCUUGGGAACUAUCAGACGCCGCAUCAACUACUGGCUGGUGCACGAGAAGAAUUGUCACGCCGGGGAACUCAACAUUCAAGCGAUCACGGUGCUCCCCGAGCUACGCAACCAUGGGAUUGGCACUCAGAUGCUGCAUGAGGUUGAGCGCUACGCCGACCGAAACGGCUAUCAAGAGCUGACGCUCGAGGUCGUGGACACCAACCCGGACGCGAAGCGCUUGUAUCGUCGGCUAGGCUUCUCCACCAAGAAGACCGAGCGCACAUGGCCCUUCACCACCAAAGCAGGCUUUAACGCGGUCGAUUCAAUGACCAAGCCGAUUGGCCUGACUCCGCCUCGCAAGCCUCGGUAG
Messenger RNA from Ostreobium quekettii, 1338 nucleotides. The record is from the annotation of a GenBank genome assembly. Lineage: Eukaryota; Viridiplantae; Chlorophyta; Ulvophyceae; Bryopsidales; Ostreobiaceae.